AUGUCGACCGUUCCUCCCCCUCCAAGCAAGAGGCAGAGGACUGAUGCUUUCGAGAAAGCAAGAGCGCAGCAGGUUAUAAAAGAGAUACCUUCCGACGCAGGCAGUCUGAAAAUCCAGUUUCUUGAUGACGCGACAGGUUUACCUCUCACCGACGGUCCCAUCUUAGUUCCAAUCGCAGAUGCAUCACCAAAAAACUUAGGGAUAUUGUUAAAUACUCUUCUAGGACGUGAUCCUUCAAACUACAUCGCCUAUCGAUUUACAUUGCCCAAUCUGGACAACACGUCGGAUAAAAACCCCCCUCCAGCUUACCCAGAAAACAUAUAUGAAUCCAUGAUAGUCCCUGGUACGGUCAAACAAGAAGUAGCGACUUCAGUAUCGGCAGUACCAGAGGCAGUCUUCAAAGUUCAGUCAGUAACUCGGUGUGGAGCUACAAUACCUGGACAUGGCAAAUCCAUUCUAGUCGCACAAUUUUCUCCAAGAUCAUCCUCCAGAAUGGUCACUGGUAGCGGAGACAACACGGCACGUAUCUGGGACUGUGAUACAGGAACUCCAGUACACACAUUAAAGGGACAUACAGACUGGGUAAUGGCUGUUAGCUGGUCCCCGGAUGAAUCAAGGAUUGCAACAGGUAGUAUGGAUAAUACAGUCAGAAUGUGGGAUCCUAAAACCGGAAAGCAAUUAGGCAGACCAAUGAAGGGGCAUUCGAAAUGGGUCACAAAUCUUGCUUGGGAGCCAUAUCACGUUCAGCAACCCGGAGAACCUAGACUCGCCUCGUCCUCUAAAGAUUCCACCGUUAGAGUAUGGUUGACUAAUCAACAGAAGAUUGAAUUGGUUUUGACCGGACAUGCCGAUACAGUAUCAUGUGUCAAAUGGGGAGGAACUGGAUUCAUAUAUACAUCAUCUCGCGAUAGAACUGUCAAGGUUUGGAAUGCAAAGGACGGAACUCUCGCACACUCUCUUAAUGCUCAUGCGCACUGGGUUAACCAUCUCGCACUAUCUACAGAAUAUGUCACGCGAACCGGCUACUUUGACCACACUGGCAAGGCCCCUGCAACAGAGGAGGAAAAGGUCAAGAAAGCAGAGGAACGCUUUCUCAAAGUCUCCAAAAUUCAGGGUGAAGUCGUGGAACGCCUUGUCACAGCCAGUGACGAUUUCACCAUGUAUCUCUGGGAACCUUCCAAGCAAACGAAGCCCAUAGCAAGAAUGUUAGGUCAUCAGAAACAAGUGAACCACGUAGCUUUCUCGCCCGACGGACUACUCAUUGCCUCCUGUGGUUUUGACAACCAUACUAAGGUCUGGAACGCCCGUGAUGGAAAGUUCAUCAAUACAUUGAGAGGUCAUGUUGCUCCUGUCUAUCAAUGUGCUUUUAGCUCUGAUUCUAGGCUAUUAGUCACAUGUAGCAAGGAUACAACACUGAAAGUAUGGAAUAUGGUAACUCAUAAGUUAGCUCAAGAUUUGCCUGGCCAUAAAGAUGAAGUUUAUGCCGUCGACUGGAGCCCGGAUGGAGAAAAAGUGGGCAGUGCUGGAGCAGACAAGGCGGUUCGCAUCUGGAGACAUUGA
Botrytis porri is the source of this 1560-nucleotide messenger RNA. RefSeq lists its product as uncharacterized. Gene Ontology annotation, molecular function: protein binding. The transcript is spliced from 3 exons. Gene Ontology annotation, cellular component: nucleolus. Bases 1 to 1560 code for a protein of 519 amino acids. NCBI's taxonomy places the organism in Eukaryota, Fungi, Ascomycota, Leotiomycetes, Helotiales, Sclerotiniaceae. Gene Ontology annotation, biological process: ribosomal large subunit assembly. The record is from RefSeq and is a predicted model, not a curated record.